GAGACACAAGCAACCAUCGACAAACAAAACGUCUCCGCAGUUCGUUUCUUUCGUUCCGUGCGAGCGGUUCACAUCAGUGCGUGUGUCUCUGAGGCAGGUUUUUCCGUGCCUUUUUUUCCGUGUCUGUGCUACACGUGCGGUGCGUUUUUGGCGAUUGCAGUGCUUUUCAACGCCCAGAAAGUGAUACAGAUCGCACAGACGACCGCCCGUGCGGUCCCGGGACCGCGCCAGGUGGAAACUAUCUUAAUGACGGAUUGUUUGUAAAUUUUCGCUCUGCUGAAGCAACAGUGUGACCCCCCUUUUGGACUAGCAUCCAAAAAAUAAACCAGACAAGGCGGGGUAGACUACUACCUACCAGCAGCAGCAGCGCUUUUCGUGCCCUCUACAACCCUUGUGGCAAGUGGUAGAAAAAAAAGUGUGUUGUGAAAAACCGUUCUUUGGCCACGCCACGAAUUGUGAGUUUCGAUGUUGUGUUGUGAGUGAGCGGGCGAUUUCUUUGACCAACAACAAAAAAUUGGUAUCCAACAGUACGCCUCUCUAGGCUGAGUGCGCGCGUGUGUGUCAGUGCUACAACAGGCAGAACUUUAGCUGGCUCGAGGAAAAACAGGGCGUUCGUUCGAAUUCCUUACACAAGAACGAGGAAGCGGAUGGAAGGUCUUAGCACCAACGAAUUGUAAACGACGGAAAACAGCUACAAGUGAAUACAGUUUAAGACAAACACAACAUUGAAUAACCGAACCACCGAUCACCCGUGCCCAUGGUCUGACCCAGGCGAUCGCGAUCGACCAGCGGAGUAGCGUUCGAUCCUUACCGUAGCGUUCCAUCGGAGAGCCGCAUGCACCCGUGCCGGUUUGCGUGGUGUGCUCUAAUGAUACGCUAUCAAGCAUCGGAACGCGACCACCGCCGAGGGAUCACCGUGCUGAUAGCAGCGAAUAAAAAAAACCCGCAGCAAGAAGCAUUAAUCAUCCGGAACCUGAGCUCUGCCUUCGAAGCCGGCCGAGCCUGGAGGGAGUAAAAGCGAGCGAACCGUUUUGCAACGGCUCCGGAAGGAUAGCAGCGAGAGGGUAAGAGCUGCCUGAGCGCGGCGUAGCGCCCGCACUGUUAAGAGACCCGGAACAAAUUUAGAACGGGCGCAACGGAGCAACCAGAUAUAUGCCGAUCGACGCCGAUCGCCUCCAGGAUGAGCACGAACUCGCCCGGAACGCCGAAGAAGUGUCGGCUGAUACUGCAACAAUGUCUCGCGAUACAGCUGACCAAACCGGGCAAUCCGCCCGAAGACUUCUGGAUGUACGACAGUGGCUACACGAUCUUUCAGAACUUCCUAUCAGCUAACCUUCAGUGCUGGUGGAACGCACCGCUAGCGGCAGCGACGAAGGUCCUCAAAUAUUUGGGCCACAUUUCGCCCGGCAUGCUGCUGAUAACGGCCGAACCGUGCGCGCUGGAAAUCAUCCGCAGUGCUUACGCUCGCAGCGUCCUCAAACCACCGGCCACCUAUCUGAUCAACUCCGUAGGUGACAUCGAUGAUUGUAUUGUGACCCCGAUCGUACAGACACAGUUCACACCACUCACGGAAGCGCUCUGCGACGUGAUCAUGGAGCUAACAUCGCAAGGACAGUCCGCCACCAUCGAGAACAUACGCAAUCGAUUGCGUUCUAGGUUCACCCACAUGCAGCAGCCAUCGGUAGAAGUCAUCUACGAUACGCUCGUGCAGCUGAUGCAAGAGAUCAAAAUCUACCAAACAUCCAAAGGAUACUUUAUCGUCACGCCAGAGAAACGACGCAACAAAACGAACGGUUCGCUCGAGUACGGUUUCCCGGGCGGUGUCGAUCUGGACAGUGCAGCACCGACGAAAGAGUCCAAAACGUUGCUGAUGAGCAGCCACGAAGCGCUCAGCAGUCUGUACGGGGAGAUUUCGACCGUGCGGGCCGGCGAUCAAACGCACCAGUGCAUCCAAACCAAUCUGGCCGACGUGAUCUGCGGUGGUAAUCCGAACGACAAGAUCCUUUAUCCACGGUCGGCCAGCAAGCAGCGCAGUGCCUCGUUCCCGAGCAACGGGAAAACGCUCGAACGGCGCCAUAGUUUACGCUUCUUUGGUUCGUCCAAGCGACUCCAGCGGUCUGCCUCUACGAGAAGCCUUUCCAAGAACUAUGCGCAAACGAUCAGCAAAGACGGUACGGCACCGUUGGCAACACCCGAGCCAACGACCGCAUUGGAUGCGAAAAAACAAGCCUCAUCUCAAUCACUGCUUUCGAGGAUUUUCCGACGAAGUACACGCUCCAAGAGCAAAUCGAAGCAGAUCGAAACGUACUCGGCCCAGUUCCCGCCACCGGAGUGGUUCAACUCGAAGACCACGCAUCUGCACAGCGUAGGCACACAGACGACGGACUAUUUGGACUUUCCAAUCAAGUCACGCCUGCUCAACUCCACCUUCUACGACAGCUCGGACGUGAGCCAACGGUCCCUCUCGCUUCCGAGACGACGGCACCACCGACGAAAUCUUUCCAGUGAGUCCACAUUCUUCAUCUCGUCCCGCGACUGCUCACCGGUGCGGCGUGGCAAAAGCCCCGGCUCCUACUACUGUGGCAGUUUGCCGCGGUCGAUACACUCCACACCAGCCAGCUCGGGCUACUACAAGGUGUCCCGCAGCAAACAACUGUCCUCCGCCGACAAACUGCACAGCAGCGACAGUCAGGGAAAGAUGGAACACAAAACUAGUCGCAGCCUUGGCAUUGCCAGCGGUCCAUCCAGCAUCGAUAGUGGCAAGAUGACGUACGUCACGUCGGGACCGUCCAGUUUCGACAGCGAGAAGCUAUCCUCGACGCGCACCAGCACACAUUCCAGCCUGGAAUCGCACGUGUCUUCCUCCACCAUUACAACCGCCAUUCAGCAGCAGCAGCAGCAGCAGCAGCAACAGUCUGGGAAUUCUAGCUUGUUUAUGAACAACGAUACGAAGCCACCCUCCUCCGCUAGCUCGCUGUCCGGAAGUCCUAGCCGGGUAGCACAAAAUGGGUCGCCGAAGUCUUCGCCCUCGGCACCCAAAGGAACAGUCACAACCGUCAUGACGGCAGUAGCAUCGACGACGAAAGCCAAUAACAGCUACAAAUGCUUCGAGACAACGUUCGGCUACACAAGCACCAACGGUGGGACGGGUGUUAAGGGCAACACACCACCCUCCCUUGCCCCGAAAAGCCCUACCCGAGCAGGUGGACUCGGCGGCAUCAGUCUCACCAAACCGAUCGACCACCUAACCGCACUCAGCGAAUCCUUGCUACAGUUCCGCCUCAACGGAGACUCCACCUCGAACUCGGGCUCGUCCGGAUCUUCACCGCCCAGUUCGACGACUCACACCGUUCCGGUCCAACCGAACGGAACACCGGAGCUGAACAAGUACAACAAAAACAGCACCAUGAACAACAGCAAACCGUUCCAACCGAUGGCAUCCACCCCGGUACAACCGCCGGCAAACUUUUUCUACAAAAAUGUGCUCAAAAACAUCCAGCACGAUAGUAAGAAUAUCUGCGGAGAUCUAGCGAUGGAGAAGACCUCCCCGACCCGAACGUACGACGAAGGAUCGGGCCGGAUCGGGUUGCAGAGUAAUCUGCGCCGUUCGAACUCCGAGAUCAAGAAGCUUAACGCGAACCCUGGCCGGGAAGGGAAGCUGGCGGAAGCGGACGAUCCCACCAAGUGUGGUCGGACGAUCCCACCGGCCCAACCCCUCAGCGGGCUGAUCGUAAUGAAGAAAAGCCUGUCCGUGUCGAGUGAACCGAAUCUGCUAGCGAACGGUGACAGCAAGGCGGCCCAGAUCACGAUCCUGGUGCAGGAAAAUGGUGGCCCGAACCAUGGGUCGAGCGGCGAGCGGGAAAAUGGCGAUCCGGAUGGGCGCAAACGCUACUCACACUACGAUGAGCUGGAUCGACGGUUUAGCAGCAACGCGUGCGAUGAACCGCUCGUGCUCGAGGAGAUGUACGAGUUCCCGAGCCUGUCCGAUUUGAGCUUCAACUUUACGUCGCUGGCAGCGCAAAAGAUUCUGCAGGGCGAUGCCAGCCUGAACAGUAUCGAUACGCUGGUCGAGCUAAACAUUAACCAGGAGAAGCAGCAAACGCUGAUGCGGCUCAAGAACGAUGCACGGCUGUUGGCGCAAACCGUCGUGACACCGCCGGCCGAACCGGACACGGCCAAGGUGAUGACGGACUUUGGGAUGGUUUGAACGCACCGACUCACACAGAAACACAGCGAAACACACACACACACACAUUUAUAAAAAGUGCCAAUAUCUUAGGAGCUUAUUAGUAGGAGCAUGCGGCGUUACGUGAGGUUUGACGGGAGUAGGCUUCGGCUUCACCAGGGGCUCUCGCCCGCGUGCAUGUGUAUGUAAUCGUAACCAUUUUAACCCAUUGUACAGAAGAAAGUAAUACAUGCAUAAAGCAAUGUCUUUACAGCAAAAAAGCACACACAUACACACAUAACAGCAUUACUACUACUAGUACUCGAACUACGAACAACGUAACUCGACUCGAGCCUGACACCCAUGUAUAAGCCGAUAGUAGUAAAGACAACCUAUAAAACCAGAAAUAAACAGCAACGAAAUUCGGA
Messenger RNA from Anopheles stephensi (Asian malaria mosquito), 4593 nucleotides. RefSeq lists its product as uncharacterized. The transcript is spliced from 11 exons. The record is from RefSeq and is a predicted model, not a curated record. Gene Ontology annotation, molecular function: RNA polymerase II transcription regulatory region sequence-specific DNA binding; DNA-binding transcription activator activity, RNA polymerase II-specific. The coding region runs from base 1181 to 4207 and encodes 1008 amino acids. Gene Ontology annotation, biological process: positive regulation of transcription by RNA polymerase II. Gene Ontology annotation, cellular component: cytoplasm; nucleus. NCBI's taxonomy places the organism in Eukaryota, Metazoa, Arthropoda, Insecta, Diptera, Culicidae.